AUGGCUUCCCUUCGAGCAUGCAACCUCAGGAUGCUGCUGGCUGUUGUGUGUGGGCUGCUGACUACUGUCGUUUUGGGACUGAGCAUAUGGAGGACUGUGGUAUACCAGAAAGGAACCCUUUCCUCUUCAUCAAACAUUCCUACAUCUUUCUGCAAGAAUGGUGGCACCUGGAUGAAUGGCAGAUGUAUUUGUCCAGAAGAAUGGAAAGGACUGAGAUGCACAAUCAUCAAUUACUGUGAAAGUGGACCUUAUGAAAACUAUACAUUUAAAAAAAUUCCAGUGGGAAGAUAUGGAUAUUCCUUGGAAACAUGUGGCCCUGACACCCCAAAUGGGGGCAAACCAUUGGCAACCUGCCUGUGUGACUAUUUGGAAAAUGGAAUGAUUGGACGGAAAAAUAUGAAAAUAGGAAAUUGUAGUGAAACUCUGCAAACUCUGGAGCUACAAGCACAAGAUAUUUCUGCAAGUACUUCUGAGACUAUUUCUACUAAUGCCCAGAUUUUGACAUCUAAUGCCAGUAAAUUAACUCCAGAUAACAUCACUUCUGCUGCGAAUGUGGCCACAAAGAUCAUCACUUCUGAAAAAGCUUCAUCCAAGGCACGACAAACUGCUGUAGUAACAGUAAGUCAACUUCUAGAUGCCAGUGAAGAUGUUUUUCAAGAAGCUGCUACUCUCGAUAACCAAACAGCCUUUGCAAAACUGAUUAAGAUAAUGGAGAAUUAUUCCACUUCUUUGGGCGGAGAGUCAGUAGUGGAACCUAAUAUAGCCAUACAGUCUGUUAAGUUCUCUGGAAAAGACUCAAAGACUAAUACUGCUCUCUUUUCUAUAAUGAAAGGAUCCAGUAAGUUUUUUGAUUCUAGCUCCAUAUCUGUAGAAGAAAAUGUGCACAACUAUACUAUGAAAGAACAGCUUGAACUUCAGAUCUUGCUCAGUACUUCCAACAGAAGUGCCACAGGAUGUGGCUUUGUAGUGUAUCAAAACAACAAGUUUUUCCAAUCAAAAACUUUUACAACUUAUUCAAAUUUUAGUCAAAAAAUAAUCUCUGGUAAAACUGGACAAAAUGGAACAAUUAAUACCUUUGUCAAAAAUGAUCAGAGCACUUUUGUUAAAAUGGCCAUUAACCCAGAGUUCAACUCCAAUGUAUUACAAAUCCAUUCCUUUGCUUGCGUCUACUGGAAUACUGACUUCAACGAUUGGGACACAGAUGGCUGUUAUAAAGAAAGUGCCGAUGGUGAAAAGCCGCUGCGAUGCCGCUGCGAUCACACUACUAAUUUUGCCGUAUUAAUGAGUUUCAAAAAGAAAUAUGUUUAUCUUGAGCCACUAGACAAAUUAUCCACUGCCGGAUGUGCGCUGUCCAUUGCUGGUCUGCUUCUCACAAUCAUAUUUCAGAUUUUCACCAGGAACGUCAGGAAAACCUCAGUAACCUGGGUGGUGGUCAGUUUGUGUACUUCAAUGCUGAUUUUCAACCUCCUCUUUGUGUUUGGAAUUGAAAACUCCAAUAAGCCCUCAAAGGCAGAUGGUGCUGAGAGAAAAAAUGACAUGCAGAACGAAGUGCCUCAAUCAGACCUUAUAGAAGCCAAAUCCAACCCCACAUGCACUGUAAUCGCGGCUUUGCUGCACUAUUUUCUGUUAGUGACAUUUACCUGGUCUGGUAUCAGCGCCACACAACUCUAUUACCUUCUAAUUAGGACCAUGAAGCCUCUUCCUCGAAAUUUCAUUCUUGUUAUCUCUUUAGUUGGGUGGGGGGUCCCAGCUAUAGUGGUGGCUGUGACAGUAGGAACUACUUAUGCUCUGGCUAAGGAGAAGUCAAAUUGGGAGAUAAACUACCGUCAAGAGCCAUUUUGCUGGCUGAAAACUUUUGAAAAUGACAGUGUUCUACAAAGUCCAUUUUUAUGGUCAUUCAUCAUGCCUGUGACCAUUAUCCUCAUUAGCAAUGUUACUAUAUUUAUUAUCAUCACAGUCAAAGUGUUAUGGAAGAAUAACCAGAAUCUGACAAGUACAAAAAAAGUUUCACACAUUAAGAAGAUUUUCAGCACGUUAUCUGUUGCAGUUGUUUUUGGAAUUACCUGGAUUCUGGCAUAUUUAAUGUUGAUUGAGAAUGAUGUUGGGCUCGUCUUCAGCUACCUGUUCUGCAUUUUCAAUAGUACUCAGGGAUUGCAAAUUUUUCUCCUCUACACUGUCAGAACAAAAAUCUUCCUGAAUGAAGCUUCCAGAGUGCUGAAGUUGAUGUCAUCAUCUGCUCAGAGAAUGAAGCCAUCAAUGGCCACAUUGAGUCUGAAUCUAAGGAUGUAUAACUUGCUCAGGUCAUUUCCAUCCCUAUAUGAACGCUUCACGCUGCUAGAACCAUCUAUAAUUACUGAGGAAACAACAGUCUCUGAAAGUUUCCGGGAAAAUUAA
Messenger RNA from Condylura cristata (star-nosed mole), 2394 nucleotides. It is a transcript of the gene ADGRG7, whose product is annotated as adhesion G protein-coupled receptor G7. Gene Ontology annotation, biological process: cell surface receptor signaling pathway; G protein-coupled receptor signaling pathway. The transcript has 16 exons. The record is from RefSeq and is a predicted model, not a curated record. Gene Ontology annotation, molecular function: G protein-coupled receptor activity. NCBI's taxonomy places the organism in Eukaryota, Metazoa, Chordata, Mammalia, Eulipotyphla, Talpidae. Gene Ontology annotation, cellular component: membrane. The coding region runs from base 1 to 2394 and encodes 797 amino acids.